Messenger RNA from Rosa rugosa (rugosa rose), 1283 nucleotides. RefSeq lists its product as uncharacterized. The record is from RefSeq and is a predicted model, not a curated record. The transcript is spliced from 2 exons. Lineage: Eukaryota; Viridiplantae; Streptophyta; Magnoliopsida; Rosales; Rosaceae. Bases 110 to 919 code for a protein of 269 amino acids.
UUGGAAAUUGAAAGAUAAGUAUGCAAACUUUACUUUUUAUUCCAUUCCUCGUGUGUAUAUAUAACAGACCAAGUUAGCUAAGCUUCCAACCAGAACCAAAAUCAUCAUAAUGAGUAGGAGAUAUGCAAGAUUGUGUGUUGGCCGUGGCGCGUUUUGUUUUCCGGUCCAUUCCCGGACUCUGGGAUCAAAAUCGAAACAGAAACCCGCCUCUAGAAGCAUCAGACGUCGUUCCUCCUCCUCUUCCAUCAAAACUGGCCAUUUGAAAACAGAUCAGUUUCUGAGUAAUAGCAGUGAUGACUUUGGUGCAGAAAUCAGAGUCAAAAAUGGGGAUGAGAUUGGGAACAAGAUAAUGGUAGUUGUGGAUUCGAGCCUCGAAGCCAAAGGAGCUCUUGAAUGGGCACUGUCCCACACUGUUCAAGCCCAAGACACCAUUGUGCUUCUUCAUGUAGCUCAGCCCUGCAAACAAGGUGAGACUCGACACACAUUGUCCAGGUUCUUAAUUUUCUUAUUAACUAACAUUGGUUUUGCUGGUGCAGAAUCAAAUGCGAAGAAGCUUAAUUUAAGAGCUUUUGAGCUUCUUCACUCUAUGAAAAAAGACUGUCAGAGGAGAAGGCCUGGGGUGGAAGUUGAGGUAGCAUUGCUUGAAGGGAAGGAAAGAGGUGCAAUAAUUGUGGAAGAAGCAAAGAAACAAAAGGUAUCUCUACUUGUUCUUGGCCAAAAAAGAGAGAGGUCAAUGUGGUGGAAGCUAAUCAACAAGUGCUGGACGAGUAGGAGAAGAACAUCCAGAAGCGGUGAGGUUGUGGAAUACUGCAUACAAAAUGCUGGAUGCAUGACGAUUGCGGUGAGGAGAAAGAGCAGAAGACUUGGAGGCUACUUGAUCACCACCAAGCUUCACAAGAAUUUCUGGCUUCUAGCUUAAGUUAAUUUAUGAUUACUCUUUUAGAAAUUGGAUGCGAGUGCUAUGCUUGUAAAACAAUGGAUGUCAAUGAAAGCCUUAGAGGCUUAGACUUUGAACUUCAUGCAGUGUGUGAUUUUCUAUGCAGCUUCUGACUUCCGAGUAUUGAACUGGUACAUUGCACAGAAUAAUAUAUGUACCUGAAAAUCAGUGUAUAACUAGGCAAUGCCAUAGUUGAAGAUUUGGAGAAUCAUCUAAAGCGUGUAAAGAUAAUGCAUUGUGAUUAGAAUAAUCACAGAGAUUAAGAAUCCAAUUGACUUUGUAUCGUGUGCUGGCGACAACCAUCAGUUGACACCAACUGCACAGCAUUAAGUCAAUCUCCUUCUAA